AUGGCGGAGCUCCGGGUCAGAGACCUGGAUGACUCCGCCACGAAGGCAGAGAGCGCUGUGGCGAUUAGCGACGCGGGGGAAUGUGCUGAGGAGCAGGUCAAGGUCGGUGCCGUCAGGGGGUCUUACGACGGGCUGAGCACCUCCUGGGUCCGGUGCCCGGUGGGCGCGGCCAACAAGGUUGCCGCGGCGGCCCGCAUUACGAUCGGCUGGGCGAUCUGCCGCGUACAGCUGCUGGCGGCGCGGCCCCUUCAAUGCUUUAAGUGCAUGAAGAGGGGGCACGUGGGGUCGCGCUGCCCCAACGGGGGAGUCGGUCGUACCGAACUAUGUUACCGGUGCGGUCGGCCCGGACAUAGGGCGGCGGCAUGCAAGGAGCGCGUGAGGUGCCCGACCGCGGGCAGAAGGCGGACCACCGGGUGGGCGGACCGGCUUGUAGGGCCCCCCCAACCAGGGGCAAAAGUAGAGGAAGAAGAGAACAGAGGGGCGGAUCACAAGGGUCCCCGGCCGCAGCACCGGCGGCUGGGACUGCCCUUGAUCCGUCCGCAGCGGGCGUGA
This is a messenger RNA of Monomorium pharaonis (pharaoh ant), 552 nucleotides long. RefSeq lists its product as uncharacterized. NCBI's taxonomy places the organism in Eukaryota, Metazoa, Arthropoda, Insecta, Hymenoptera, Formicidae. The coding region runs from base 1 to 552 and encodes 183 amino acids. Gene Ontology annotation, molecular function: nucleic acid binding; zinc ion binding. The transcript has a single exon. The record is from RefSeq and is a predicted model, not a curated record.